Molecule: messenger RNA, 3612 nt
Organism: Triplophysa rosa
Lineage: Eukaryota; Metazoa; Chordata; Actinopteri; Cypriniformes; Nemacheilidae
Gene: lss
Product: lanosterol synthase (2,3-oxidosqualene-lanosterol cyclase)
Exons: 21
Coding region: 1132-3096 (654 amino acids)
Biological process (GO): cholesterol biosynthetic process; triterpenoid biosynthetic process
Cellular component (GO): lipid droplet
Molecular function (GO): lanosterol synthase activity
Source: RefSeq, a predicted model, not a curated record
AAAUGUUCACCAAAAGUAUGUUAUAUUAAAAUGUAUUUUUGGACAACAAUAAAGCCGGCUUUUAUUAAACGGCAAUGCCUUUUACGUUUAGAAGUGUUACGCAUGUCUUGACGAUAGUAUUUACGUUUUUAGUAUUCGAUGUCGGUGUUUUGACCUGCACUUAUUGUGGAAAAAAGCAUGCACCUUGUUGUUUAUUCAUAACGCUUCAAACGUGAUUCGUCCAAACCUGAAGGUCACGCCCGUCUUACUGGAUUUCUAGCUUGUGAUUGGAUUGACCAUACUCUGGUCAUGUCUCUCCAUGCAAAAAGUCGCUCGGAAGGCGGCGCUAAGCAUUGCGGGACAUGUAGUUUACGCGAGAAGCAUAUUUUCGUUCAUUCGACGUUUUGAGGGAGAAAAAAAACUACAUUGCCCAGAUGUGUUUAAAUAAGGCGGUGAGCAGCAGAUCUGUUGAAAUGUGACAGGUCUUGUUAGGGCCAUAGAGCUUCGCUAUGAACUGCAUGAUGACAGGAACGUGAGUAAUUCAUGUUCAUUUGUGAAUAUUAUUUUCGCUAUUUUGGUACAUAUAUUUAACCAAUGCAUUUACACAGAAAACCCGCUAAACAGAAAUAAUGAUUACUUUUUUGGUUUUACAAUUGUAUAUUUUUAAAUCCGCAUUCUCAUCACUUAUCCAGUCUCACCAAUUUACUUAUCGUUAUAACAAUGCAUGAUUUUUCAAAAUGACAUAUUUUACUUAUUUUGCAGCUCCAAUGCAAGUCAAUGUUUUAGUAGCACUGUAUAAAAGCUUUUAAAUAAAUCAAUAAAAUAUUAAAAUACAAUAGCAUGAAUGUUGUGACACUUGAAUUAAUGUAUUAAAAUACUUGUUAACCAAUAAAAUCUAAUUUACAUCAUUCAUGGUGUGUUGAAUUUAAAGGUAUUAAAAGGUGUAACUUUGUUAUAAGUGUCACUGCAAGUGUAACUUCUGUAGGUUUCAUACAGGUGUUUGCGUAGAAGGGGGGGCCCAUAUAAGACUGAGCCUGUGACAGAUCUCAGGCGCUGGAGGUUGAGUAAUGUAGAGGGCAGACAGACCUGGAGACUGAGUUUAUCUCAGAGUCCCCAGCUGCACAUACCGCAGUAGAUGCUGCACUGAAGGGAAUGGAUUUCUACAGCCGUCUGCAGGGUGAAGAUGGACAUUGGGCUGGAGAUUAUGGUGGACCCCUUUUCUUACUGCCAGGUCUACUUAUAACAUGUCAUAUUGCGAAGAUCCAUCUCUCGGAAGCAUGGAAGCAGGAGAUGGUUAGAUACCUGCGUUCUGUACAACUGCCCGACGGAGGCUGGGGCCUGCACGUUGAGGAUAAGUCUACUGUUUUUGGAACAGCUUUGAGUUAUACCACCAUGAGAAUUCUAGGAGUUGGUCCUGAUGAUCCAGAUAUGGUCCGGGCGAGGAACAAUUUGCACAGCAAAGGGGGUGCUGUUUGCUUACCCUCUUGGGGUAAAUUCUGGCUGGCCAUUCUUAACGUUUACAGCUGGGAAGGAAUGAAUUCUCUCUUUCCAGAAAUGUGGUUGUUCCCUUCCUGGGUGCCAGCACACCCCUCCACUUUAUGGUGCCACUGUCGUCAGGUUUACCUGCCCAUGAGCUACUGUUAUGCAGUCAGAUUGUGUGCUGACGAGGAUUCUCUGGUGCUCAGUUUAAGACAGGAACUGUAUGUCCAAGAUUACUCAACUAUUAACUGGCCAGCUCAGAGGAACAAUGUUGCAGCAUGUGACUUGUACACACCACACAGCACCUUGCUCACAGUCGCAUAUUGGAUCCUGAAUGUCUAUGAAGCUCAUCACAGCUCAAUGCUAAGAGAAAAAGCAGUGGAGGAGCUCUACGAUCAUAUCAAAGCAGACGAUCGCUUCACUAAGUGCAUCAGCAUCGGCCCGAUCUCAAAAACGUUCAAUAUGUUAGUCCGCUGGCAUGUGGAUGGACCCCAAUCACCUGCUUUCCAGAAACAUGUUUCUAGGAUUCCAGACUACUUAUGGCUGGGUCUGGAUGGAAUGAAAAUGCAGGGAACAAAUGGCUCACAGCUAUGGGACACUGCCUUUGCUGUACAGGCAUUUCUGGAGGCAGGUGCCCAAGAUAAUCCUAGGUUUACAGAGUGUCUCAGACAAGCCCAUCAUUUCUUUGAUCUGACUCAGAUCAAAGAUAAUCCUCCAGAAUAUCAAAAAUACUACAGGCAAAUGAACAAGGGAGGAUUUCCCUUUAGCACACAUGACUGUGGUUGGAUAGUUGCGGACUGUACAGCAGAAGGGCUGAAAUCUGUAAUGUUACUGCAGGAGCAAUGCAGUUUCCUUCAAAAACAAAUUCCCAGAGAAAGACUAUUUGAUGCUGUCAAUGUGCUGCUAAGCAUGAGAAAUCCUGAUGGAGGGUUUGCCACGUAUGAGACAAAGCGUGGAGGAAGACUCCUGGAGCUCCUAAACCCAUCUGAGGUUUUUGGUGAUAUCAUGAUUGACUACACGUAUGUUGAGUGCACCUCAGCUGUAAUGCAGGCACUGAAACACUUUCAUCAUGUUUAUCCUGAGCACAGAGCGGAGGAGAUAAAGUCAACUCUGCAUGAAGGGCUGAACUACUGCAGGAGGGUCCAGAGGCCUGAUGGCUCAUGGGAAGGGUCUUGGGGAGUGUGUUUCACGUAUGGUGUCUGGUUUGGUCUAGAGGCAUUCGCAUGUAUGGGCCACACCUUCCAGAAUGGGUCUGUUUGUGUGGGGGUGAAGCGUGCAUGUGACUUCCUGCUGUCUAAGCAGAUGGAAGAUGGAGGCUGGGGUGAAGACUUUGAGUCAUGUGAGCAGCGACACUACGUUCAGAGCAAGAACUCCCAGAUCCACAACACCUGCUGGGCACUGCUGGGCUUGAUGGCUGUCAGGUAUCCUGAUAUCAGAGUAAUUGAGAGAGGUAUUCAAUUAUUAAUUGACAAGCAGCUUCCCAAUGGAGACUGGCCUCAAGAAAAUAUAUCUGGAGUGUUUAAUAAGAGCUGUGCCAUCAGCUACACCUCUUAUAGGAAUGUUUUUCCUGUGUGGACAUUGGGCCGGUUCUCACGACUCUACCCCAGCAGCUCCCUGACUGGAAAACUCAAGCUGUGAUUCAGAUAUAUUUGCAUUUGUGCUCCAAAUAAGCAGUAGCUGACACAGCCUGAUCAAAGACUAUUUUUCUUUGAAACAAACCUAUUUGCUGCUUUUUAGAAAAUUAGGGAUGAUUGUUAAAGUCUAUAAAAAUAAGGCAUUAGUUUUUGUCAAACAGCUUGGCUUUUUAAUUACAUGUUUUUUCUGUACUCUUCUAAUAAAUAUUUUGUCAAAUAUUGGUUCACAAUUUUUGUAAUAUGAUUCUUGCCUUUUGUAUCUGUAGUCCAAUGAGAAAAAUGACAAUGAAAAAGAAAAACCUAUUUUUGAUUUUUGUCUCUAAUUAAUUUGUCACACACUCAAAAUGAAAGACCAAGCUGAAUGAAAUACACUGUGAAAUACAAUAUUAUUAAAUAUUAUGUUAUUAAGUGUCCUUUUUGUGAAUUGUACAUUUCGACAAAUAUGGUAGGAUAUUUAUCCACGCAUUUCAAACAUACAAAAAAGUCACCAACUGUGCUGUGUAUAUAUCCUGCAUACUGC